AUGCAAAUAUAUCAAAUCAUUCUAGCGAGCAUCCCAUUGAUGAUCAAUAGUGUUAGAGGACAGAUGACUAUUACAUCUUGCGAGACAUUACCAAGCAAUUACGCUGAAAGCACUCCUUACUCGUCCUCAACGACGAAUAUUUUAAAGAAUGGGGUAUCUAUGGUUGGUGUUUUCGAAUAUUAUAAGAGUGUGAAAUAUGUGAAUAAUUGUGGAGAAACAAUUCCAGGUCCAGGGAUAGGGACUGUUGCUGUAUUUUAA
Messenger RNA from Henningerozyma blattae CBS 6284, 258 nucleotides. RefSeq names its product Aga2p (gene AGA2). The coding region runs from base 1 to 258 and encodes 85 amino acids. Gene Ontology annotation, biological process: agglutination involved in conjugation with cellular fusion. Gene Ontology annotation, cellular component: fungal-type cell wall. The transcript has a single exon. Gene Ontology annotation, molecular function: cell adhesion molecule binding. Lineage: Eukaryota; Fungi; Ascomycota; Saccharomycetes; Saccharomycetales; Saccharomycetaceae. The record is from RefSeq and is a predicted model, not a curated record.